CUCCUGGUGGGCAAAACAGGCUGUGGGAAAAGCGCCACUGGAAACAGCAUCCUCCAACGACCAGUGUUCGAGUCCAAGCUGCGGGCCCAGGCAGUGACCAGAACGUGUCAGGCAGAGGCUGGCACGUGGAAUGGGAGGGAACUCCUGGUGGUUGAUACACCCCCCAUCUUUGAGUCCAGGGCCCAGACUGAAGACGUGUACAAAGACAUCGGGGACUGCUACCUGCUCUGCACCCCAGGGCCCCAUGUGCUGGUCCUGGUGACUCAGCUGGGUCGCUUCACGGCCCAGGACACGGAGGCAGUGAGGAGGGUGAAAGAGGUCUUUGGAGUGGGGGCCAUGAGACACAUGGUCAUCCUCUUCACCCACAAGGAGGACCUAGAGGACGAGUCCCUGGGUGAUUAUGUGGCCAACACAGACAACCGCAGCCUGAGGGGCCUGGUCCAGGAGUGUGGGAGGAGGUUCUGUGCCUUCAACAACCGGGCCACGGGGCAGGAACAGAGGGCGCAGCUGGAG
Molecule: messenger RNA, 513 nt
Organism: Tupaia belangeri chinensis (Chinese tree shrew)
Lineage: Eukaryota; Metazoa; Chordata; Mammalia; Scandentia; Tupaiidae
Product: GTPase IMAP family member 3-like
Exons: 1
Molecular function (GO): GTP binding
Source: RefSeq, a predicted model, not a curated record